GCUGGGAAAGUGGGUCUCUUUUGCUUUUCCCCAAUUGCUUGGGGACUGCCAUUGACCCGGCGUUGCUGUAAAACUGAAGUCGCCAAGUAAUGAUGUGAAGUCGCCCGCCCAUCUCUGCCACGCCCGGGAGGUUACAAGCGGCGGCGGCCGCUCGGCUGCUGUUCUCAACCUGCCGCCGCUUUAGAGGCUUCUCCCUGAGAGAGUGCGGGCGGAGGAAGGAGGACUCCGAGCCAUUCUUGUCAUGACUAUCCAAGGUAUGAUAAUCACCUGAGAACACUCGUUGCUGCAGAUGCCAUUUGACUCAUCAGGAAGAAAUCUGUUUAAAAGCAACUACCCAUACAACCACCAGACCCAUUUUUGUGUUGAAUGGCUUGAUGGAUUUCCUUUACUCUAAUUUACACCAAAGCUGCCCUUUUCAACCAAAGCAAGAAAGGAUCCUGCAUGAAUCAAUCCCAGAAUGCCAUUUUUACAUCACCAGCGGGUGAAGAAAACCUCAUGAAUAGCAAUCACAGAAACUCAGAGAGCAUCACUGAUGUCUGCUCCAAUGAGGAUCUCCCUGAAGCUGAGCUGGUGAGCCUGCUAGAAGAACAGCUACCCCAGUAUAGGCUAAGAGUCGACUCUCUCUUUCUAUAUGAAAAUCAAGACUGGACUCGGUCCCCACACCAGCAGCAGCAUGCAUCUGAUGCCCUCUCUCCAGUCCUUGCUGAGGAGACUUUCCGUUAUAUGAUUCUAGGCACAGACAGGGUGGAGCAGAUGACCAAAACUUACAAUGAUAUCGACAUGGUUACACAUCUCCUGGCAGAGAGGGAUCGUGAUCUGGAGCUAGCUGCUCGUAUCGGACAAGCUCUAUUAAAGCGGAACCACGCCUUGUCUGAGCAGAAUGAGGCCCUGGAGGAGCAACUGGGGCUAGCCUUUGAUCAAGUUAAUCAACUGCAGCAUGAGUUAUCCAAGAAAGAUGAGUUACUUCGAAUUGUCUCCAUUGCUUCUGAAGAGAGUGAAACUGAUUCCAGCUGUUCUACACCUCUUCGGCUCAAUGAGUCCUUUAGCUUAUCUCAAGGUUUGCUGCAGUUGGACAUGCUGCAAGAAAAGCUCAAGGAACUGGAAGAAGAAAAUCUGGUUCUUCGAUCCAAGAGUUCUUUACCCAAGUUUCAUUUACUUAGAGGAUCACAAACUCUGCACCACUGGCAGCAGCUUGCUCAACCAAAUUUAGGAACCAUUCUUGACCCACGACCAGGUGUUAUCACUAAAGGCUUUACGCAGUUGCCCAAGGACACCAUCUAUCACCUCUCAGAUUUAGAAGAGGAUGAAGAGGAAGGUAUCACUUUUCAGGUUCAGCAACCUCUUCAAGUGGAACAAAAACCUACAGAUUCCAAGCCAGUAACAGGGAUCUCUCUACCACCCAUUACUUCUGCAGGUGGUCCAGUUACAGUUGCAACCUCAAACCCAGGAAAGUGUCUCUCAUGCACAAACUUGACAUUCACCUUCACCACCUGUAGGAUAUUACAUCCCUCUGAUAUCACUCAGGUUACCCCCAGCUCUGGGUUUCCUUUAUUAUCUUGUGGAAGUAACGGUAGCAGCUCAUCAAACAUGGCGGUGAAUUCUCCCGCUAUGUCCUACAGACUCAGCACUGGUGAGUCCAUCACCAACCGACGAGAUUCCACUGUAACCUUCAGCAGCACUAUGAGCUUGGCCAAACUUCUGCAAGAGCAAGGCAUCUCCGCUAAAGUGUACCACGGCCCCGUUUCAGAGAGCCCCCUUCUCCAGCCUCUCCCCAAGACCCUGUCCAUCCCUUCCACACCACCAAAUUCACCGUCUCACUCACCUUGCCCUUCUCCUCUGCCCGUGGAGCCCCGAGUGCAUCUCUCUGAAAAUUUUUUGGCCUCCCGACCAGCCGAAACAUUCCUCCAGGAGAGGUAUGGAUUGAGGCCUUCCCGGAACCCUCCUGAUGUUGGCCAGUUGAAGAUGAACUUAGUAGACAGGCUGAAGAGACUGGGGAUAGCCAGAGUGAUCAAGACCCCUGAUGCCCAGGAAGAUGGAAGAAGCCACGGGGCAGAAACUGGUCUUCAAAGACCAGAGUCUGCUGUUUAUUUAAAUUCAGGUAGCAACUUACUGAGUGGCUUGAGGAGGAAUCAGAGUCUUCCAAUCAUGAUGGGUAGCUUCGGCACCUCAGUGUGCGUACCCUCACCCAAAAUGGAUGUCCUGAAGGAGGACUGAGGUUCAGCAGUUAACUGUCCUCUUCACGCACAUUAGCAGAUGAAGAAUAGAUUUGCACUGAUGUAUGUAGUCUGGUCUAACGAGAGAAAAGGAAUGUUGCAGAUGGGUUGUGAACGUGCAUAGAGGGAAGUGGAAGAAGGGAAACAGAAUUGGGAUGAGGCCCUAAUGAGUGAGAUCUAAUAAGUUGAAAGUAUAAUUGAAUGGGUCAUGAGUGUUUGGAGGCAGAAGAGGACGAAAGGUUUACUGUAUUCCUUCAGUUGUGUUUUCUUGUCUUAAAAAUAACAAGUAACUAGAAAAUAAAUUCAGUCAUUUUGAAACAUACGGGAAAUACUAAACUUGCCUAGGACCUUUCUGGGAAGCAUAAACAGGGAACACUCAGGUUAGGAGAUGGGAAGAGAAAAAGAGCAACUUUGUUGUCUACAGAAAGCUGUUCUGGAAGGUUGGGGUAAACUCCGUCUGUUACUGAGACAACAGUAGGGUAGCUUUUAUGUUUUCCCCUGUUGCUAUCUGGUUAAAUUACACAUCCAUCAAAUGGUAUGCUCAUGGCAUUAGCAGACAAGGAAUUUCGUAAGAGCAGAAUAGUGGAGACUCCCUUUUUGCUUUCUGUUUUUAAGACUUGGAGCUCCUGGGAGCCCAAACUUCUUUUGUAUUUGUCAUUAACAGAAGUUCAGUUUUUUCCAAUUUGUAUUUUUAUACAACAUCCAGAAAACACAACCUGUGUGUGAGGGUAAAAGGGAUUUACUUUAAGAAGGAAAUAUGCGUAAAAUGGAACCAAGGAAACUUGUUUUCAGAAGGUUUCUUCUGGAUAAGUGUAGUGGCCAAGGAGUAUGAACGUAGCAAACUGCAUGUCUUUCAAAUUUCCUUGGAGGCUGGACGGGGUUCAAAUGAACGUACAAUCAGUAGGAAUUAGGGAAUGUUGUGUAUUUAUGUCUGUAAGUUCUUUUUAUAAGGAAAGUUGGUUGCAACUAAACUUUUUCCAAAGUGCUAUGCAUAUUUUUAAUGAAAGUUGACAUGUAUUUGCACAAAAAUUCUCAGGCACAUUAAAUUAUUAUAAGCUGAAGUGAAACCCAGGUGCUUGCUUUGAGACUGGUUUUUUUUCAUGUAAAAUAAAAUUAAGACAUAUUUGCCUUUUUCUAAAUAUAUGUAAAAUUACAGGAUGAACUUUUUAAUGGGAGAGUUAAAGCUUUUGCUUUUUUCUGUGGUGGCGUUCUUUUUGGGUUUUUUUGUUUUGUUUUGUUUUAUUUUUCCUAACUGUGUGAAAUAACAAGGUGAAACCAGGAGGAUUAGGUUUCAGCAUUCAGCGUUGUGAUGCAAGGCUGUGACCUGGGAAGAAACAGAUCUGUUUUCUGAGUGUUGCUGAUCCUCAUCAGAUGACAGGCUUUAUCUAGACAGCGCAGUUCAGAAAGAAAUACCAUUAUGUGAAAGGCAUGAUGGAGAGAAGAUGAGGGAGGGGGCUAAUUCUUUUAUUUUUGAAAAAGAGAGGCAUAUGCACUUUUUGGUGCUUCAUUUGCAAAUUUUUUGCUCCUUUAUACUGACUUAACGGAAUUUUCUGAAGAAUUCUUAUUAAGAGUCUUGCUCCUAUGGUUCCCACCGAUACACUUAUCCCAGGCCAGAGGAGGGUCCUUCCUCUCUCCUCUUGAGGUGCCUUUCAAGAGCUAUGUGCUCAAAAGGGUAGAAAAACAACAUGCAUGCAGUGGUAAGAAUGUGAGCGUUUUCCACGCUUUUUAGAAUCUUUUAAUAAAACUUUUCUAAGUCAAUUUCUUUAAAACAAAGUGGAAGUACCCUCUUCCCUUCUCUGUCCCCUUCGCUCCGUCAUGCUGAGUCAAUAGACCUUACACAUAUGUGUUCAGAAAGGAUUCCCACUGAAUGUAAAUGUCCCUGAAUGUGGUAGGCAUUGGCCGGAAGAAUUCCUGAUGUUAUAUUGUUUCCCAAAUAUCCCAAUUAACUUCUUUUUUAAAUAGUGUUUGAGUUUCUACUUCAUAAAGUAAUUCUGGGGUGCUUAUUUUAGCCAAUUCUUAAAGCUUUAUUUAUUUUCUUAAGAAAAUAAUCUUCCUGUUGUCAGUUUCCAAGAGACAUCAGGAAGCAGGAAAACACAGGACUAGAGAGUAGUACAAAGUGUUAAAUUGUCAUAUUUAUGGCUAUUAUAUGAAUAGCUACAAAUUAAGCUAGAUCUUGGAAUAGUCUAAUUAGUAUACUUUUCCGUAAGUGAUGCUAAAAUGAUCACUUUAGAGGAAGGGCGAGGGCGUAUUCAUAGCCAAAUAAGCACGUUCUACCAGAAGCAGAAUUGUAUACUGGCGCAUGCUUAGCUCUAGAAAUGAAUCCUGUUUAGAAUUGGGUUUUGCUGGUUUUUGAAGUUUCCACCUAAAAUCAUUUUUUAUAACAGCCUGAGAAUCUCUAUUAUCACAAAUUUGUGUGCAAACUAUAGUCAGAAGUACUGGGGCCUCAUAAUAAGUUCCUCCUCCUCGUAUCUGUUAUGCUUUAAUACUGUUCACAUUUUAGUUUUUCUAUAUCAACUGUGUCCAUAUUUUUAUGCGAGUAUAGGAAACUCCAAUCUUUUUCUCCUUCAAGGUUUUCAGUGAUUACACCUCAGGUAUUUCUGAGCAUCCUAUUACAUAGUAGGAGGAAUACCUUCGUAAGCUCAGAAUUAAAGGUACUCCUGAAUAUGCUGAUCCCAAACUUAUGUAAAUAACCUUAGGCAUGCGUCUUAAGGAGAAGUUAAUAACCAUUGUUAAAGUAGUUUUUUAAAGUUUUGUAUUAUAAGUCCUUUGUUUGACAUGAAAGAACAGACUUUUGCAAAGGAAGGAAAUAAGUUAGGGGCAGCUCCCAAGAGCAUCUUCUCUCUAAAGGGUGUAUUUUAUACAGCAUUCAAAGCCAGUUACUUUUUCUGACAAUUCUAGUACGUAAUUAGUACUACUUGUUGGUUACUAACGUUGACUUUUGACAUCUGGAACGAGAGCUGAGUGAUGGUCUGCUCCUUUGAUGUCAGUUGCCAGCAGGUCUGUACUCCAAGUGCAGCAGACAGGCAGUGUCUACACUGAGUGCUGGCUUUGCAGAGCACAGCUACCUAGGAGUGGCAGGGUGCCCUCUGGGGCAGCCAGGAAAACCCUGUUUGAUAUCUGGGGUUGAUUUUGUCAAACAGCUCUUUGUUGCACCCACCUUUGCUUUGUCAAAUGUAAAUCAGAUAAUAAACAUGAAUAUCUUAAAUUUU
Messenger RNA from Hipposideros armiger (great roundleaf bat), 5422 nucleotides. RefSeq names its product trafficking kinesin protein 2 (gene TRAK2). The transcript is spliced from 10 exons. The record is from RefSeq and is a predicted model, not a curated record. Gene Ontology annotation, molecular function: GABA receptor binding; myosin binding. Bases 442 to 2214 code for a protein of 590 amino acids. Gene Ontology annotation, biological process: neurogenesis; protein targeting; mitochondrion distribution. Gene Ontology annotation, cellular component: dendrite; cytoplasmic vesicle; mitochondrion. NCBI's taxonomy places the organism in Eukaryota, Metazoa, Chordata, Mammalia, Chiroptera, Hipposideridae.